AUGGCUGAGGCAGAUGCAGUGCAGGUGGUCGUGGAGGAAUUUGAUCCUCAGGCGAAGGCUGGAACCAAAGUGAAGUCAGAGGUCUCGGCGUCCUUGAGCAUCGGUGGUGUUGACCACAAGGUCUCUCAGCAAAAGGAUAAAAACAAGGCACAACGAGCCAAAUUGAAGAAACAGCUGCGUGACGCUUUCACGAAGGAGGAAGCUGAAGAUAUGGAGCAGACUGAGGAUGAGAAGAAGGCGAGACCCGAGAAGCUGGGUAUCGCCAAGAAAUUCAUGAUGGAGACUGCCUGCACGACCGGAGAUGGAAAGCCGAAAAAAUUGGUUGGCACUGGUCCAAAGGAUCUAGGAGAAUAUGGUGUUGGUGUCCAGCUUUAUUUUGAGUUUCUCUCAGAUAUGGGCUGGCUCUGGGUUUUCCUCUUCCUUUUCACCAUCCCAAUGCUGUACUACACUCUGGGUGGCACGAUCCUCAAUGACUUUCCUGAAACCAAAAAUCAGAAUUUCUUCUACAAGGGCAUGGCGCUUUUCACCCCCGCAAACUUGGGGACCUGCGGGUCUGGGGCGAUGGAUUGCCUUUCUCAACAUCAGCGAGAGACCCGGAAGGUGUUUCCUGGUUCGGACACACUGGUGUCAGACGUCACGCCUGCAUUAGGCAUUCUGGAUUUGGUGCAGAUGAUCAUUGCCCUGGGCUUUAUCAUCUGGUUUCGCCUCUACAAGAUUCCUGCUGCGGUGCGGAUUCAGGAUGAGGCCAAUGUCACCGCCAGCGACUUUGCGAUUCGCGUUGGCGGCCUGCCGAGGAAGCUCAAACAAAACCAUGAAAACUACGAACCGUUGUUGAAGCAUCAUUUUGAAAAGGUGCUUUUGGAGUGUGGACAAGACGAAAAUGAUGAUCCAGAGAGGCCGAACGUGGCGGAGGUUGCGCUGAUUCGGGAAUACGACGGCUGUAUUUCAACCUUCCUCCAGCAAGGAAACUUGUUGGAGGAGAUGUAUGAAGCAAGCAUUGGAGCAAGGUUGGCCAAGAGUGACGGCAAAGCAGAGAAGCAGCAGAAAUUGGAGAAGAAGCGUGAAAAGCUGAAGAAACAGUUCUACAAGCUCGAUGAAACCAUCAAGGAACAAACUGACAUGAAAGAUUCUGAACGCGAGGUCUGUGGCGCGUUCGUGAUGUUCCAAACGGAGCAGAUGAAAGAUUUAGUGCUCAGCGCGUACAAACCCUUCACAAACAGCUGGACAUCUCGCCUCGUUCAGCCCAAGCAUUUGCGCUUCCAAGACUGGCGUUUGCGCGUCAGUCAGACCUGCGAACCUGAAGAGCUCUACUGGGAGAACAUGGACUACAGCUGGUUGCUCCACAAGUGCAGGAAAUUCUGUACGCUUACCGUCUCGUUCUUCAUUGUGGUCUUCUGCAUCUUCAUCUUGACCUGGUUGCGAUCCAGCAGUGCCGCAGUGAACACCAGCUCCAUGCCUUUCGAUUUGUGGAUCUUUGAAGAAGCCGGUCAAGCUCGCUCCCUUGACGCCAGCGGUCCAGCGCCUUGCAUGGAGUUGUGCCAAUUGGACGUCUUCUUUGAUGACAGGUGUGAAGUUGUUGAGAGUCCAAUGAACUACAUGAACCUCAUCUUCGACACUGACUUCAUUUGGAAUGCCUCGACCGACACCUCAGCGCACCUCCUUCAGGACAACAAUGCGGAGUGUCAUCCAAGUGAUCCUUUCUACCAGUCACCAUCCUGUACUCAAAACCAGAGCGCGAGAGUGGCGUAUGUCUUCAAAGAACCAAGCCCGGUCUUGUGCAUCAAGGUGGCAAACCGAAAAGGACCGAGCGGUCAAAAGCCCGCACCAAUGAGGAUCUACGGGUGUCCGUCCAACACCUUGGUGUCCAACAGUAGUGGCUUCUUUGACCAGCAGGGUGAGAGAUGGGACAGGGAGACAUAUUGUGUGCGCUUCGAUGACGCGAUUUUGGAAGGAUAUGACAGUCCUCAGCCAGUCAAGUUACGUAGCGAUUGCUUGUUUCCUAUCACCCUCGAAGCUGCCCAAAGGGCCAAAGACCUUGGGGAGAGUUUUAUGACGUCCCCGAGGCUGUCGUGCUUCUGCGUGCAACAGGCCAACAAAGAACCCAGGAUUCGUUUUCCAGGACUUGUGGAAACGCCCGAAGCCGAGGCGGUUUCUGGGUGA
This is a messenger RNA of Cladocopium goreaui, 2160 nucleotides long. The record is from the annotation of a GenBank genome assembly. NCBI's taxonomy places the organism in Eukaryota, Dinophyceae, Suessiales, Symbiodiniaceae.